Molecule: messenger RNA, 4010 nt
Organism: Passer montanus (Eurasian tree sparrow)
Lineage: Eukaryota; Metazoa; Chordata; Aves; Passeriformes; Passeridae
Gene: ZBTB40
Product: zinc finger and BTB domain containing 40
Biological process (GO): regulation of transcription by RNA polymerase II
Cellular component (GO): nucleus
Molecular function (GO): RNA polymerase II cis-regulatory region sequence-specific DNA binding; DNA-binding transcription factor activity, RNA polymerase II-specific
Source: RefSeq, a predicted model, not a curated record
AUGUACAAUGGCAAACUCCCACUGAAGAAACACAAUUUCACCAAAAUUAUCUCUGUGGCAGAUAGUCUGCAGAUGUUUGAUGUGGCUGUUGCUGUGCUGAAAAGACUCAAAGAGUGCAGAGAAAUUGAUGCCUCUCAAAAGGAGGUUCUGGCUGCCUGUCUGGCCAAGGGAGAGGAACAUUCAGUGUUCAAGAAGCAGCUGGGCAAAGUUAAGGAUGCUUACACCCAGGAUAGUGACACUUGGGAUGUUCGGCCUCUGGACACUCAGACCCUCGCGUCUUUUCUGAAGCUGUUUCGAGACAUGAAUCGUGAGCUGAGGGUGGCUUUGCUGGAGAGGGAACAGAGCAGUGGAGAAGCCUCACAUCAAGCAGAAAGCAUAGCCAAUGAAGAGACACUGACUGCUCACUUGCUGUGCUGCAGGGAGGAGCUGAUCCAGAGCAUGACACAGCUGAGCCCCAUCACAGUGUUGGAGGCAGUAGAAGAGAGAUUCCUGACUGCCUCAGAGAAGCAGGUAGCUUUGGAUGGCUGUGAAGGCAGCUCUCAGAGAGAAGCCAUGGACAAUCUGAUCAGGAAGGUGGAUGAAGAGAAAACCCUGGAAGUGAAACUUCUGGAGGCUGUGAAAGUAUCCUUCCCUGGACUUCAGCUUCUGCCUGACAACUUGGUGGCAAGAGCAAACAUCUCUGGUGAUAAAGAGUGAUACUGCUCUGAAGAUUUGCCUAUACAGAACCUGUGGAGGCUGGAAAUCUGGCCAAGGAAAAGCCUGCUGCACUCCCCAGGAGGACCAGCCCCUAAGCCACAACACUCUUGGUUAUGGAAGAAGCUCAAUAAAGGCUCACCUUGGAACCCCACACGAAGAUCCCGUCUCUCCUUCUGCUUUGCCUGGAUCACAGAGGAGCUGAAAUCACCUGGUGUGAGCACAAGACUUGCCUGUGCCCCCGAGGUGUCUCUUUCAUGAUGCUUCUUCAGGAAGGUUGCAGCACUCUGAACAAUGCCCACUACAACAAAACCAAUUUCUAGAAGUUUUAGGUCUAAAGUGGUUACCUGCUUGUCUGGUCAAACAUUAACUGCCUCUGAGGAGACGAGGCCCAGUGAGAGGAGAAAUGACCUAAUCACAAUCCAGCCCUCAUGGCCAAGACAGGAACAGGGGUUGGACUGUCAAGACAUGGCUGUGUCUGGAAGCCUAAGAAGGCAGCCUGCUAACAGAGGUCUUGUGUCCCACUGCACCCACCAUCAGGUUAUUGUGUUCCUGCUGACCUUCUUCGGUUAUUCUCUGUUCCAUACUUCCAGAAAGACAUUCACUAAUGUCAAAGACAGCACUUCUAGCUAAUGGACUUCCUCCUGCCUAAACAGUACGGCCCCUGAGCUCCAGCCAUAUAAACUGUGGAACAGUAGCUGUUUAUUUCCAUUUCCUGAGGACAUUGGACACCAUAUUUUUGUUUUCCUCUGCUGUGAGUCUCUUUGUCAGUGGCAUGGUUAUAUUUUAUGGGGUUUUUAUUGAUUGUGAUCUGUAUUCCUUGUAUCUUGUCCUGUGUCCAGCAGAUGACCAGUAAUAGUCUUAAUAAGAUAAUGGCCUUACAGGUGCAGACUGUUUUGGCAUUAGGGCACAUGAACCCUUCGCACAAAAAGCAAAGGGGGAGAUGUGUAUAAGUAAAACUUUAUAAAUUAAGGGCCUUGUUACCCUUGUAAAACGUGGCUCAGGCCUAUUACUUUGGCUAAGUGGAAAAGGACUAUGGAAAAGUGACUCAGCUGAAUUAGCGGUAGAAAAACAAGUUGUAUAACCAUUACAUGUUCACAUUGUGGAUUAUGGUGAUUAGUUGAAUUACAUUUGUUGUGCUUAAAUGGCAUGCAACUGGUAAAGGCCUAACUGCUUAAAAAGGCCUGGUUUUGCAAUAAAGGGUUCUGUCUUGUACCUGCCUGGGGAGUCUGCAUCACUCUGGUUUGUAACAAUGGACUCAUUAAACUCAUGCACAGACAGGUCCUGGGUCACUGGGCAUGGCCAGGGAACACCUUAAAAGUUAAGAAACAACUAUUCAAAGUCCUUUUUGUGUCCCUUUUCCUGGCCACAGAUCCAUCAGAACCUUUCCUCUCCAGAAAAAGCUCUGGGAAAGGAAGAAGUUGAGAAUCAAGGAGCAAACCCAGCAAGUGCUCAGGAAUGCAGGUGCAUUGCUGGAUUCUGAGUGUUUUAUAAGUUCUUCCCAAGCCCUGCUCCCCAUAAUCAGAUUAUGAAACCUUUGACUCGAAUUAAUGCAAACAAACAGAUCAUGCAGAGAGCGAUAAAAAUAAAGUAUCAUAAUAAAAACCCUAAAUCAAGAGCAUCUUCUGUAAACAGAGCACUGUAAACACAGUAAUUUGUCUCUCUGUGAUGAUAUUUGGUGAGGUAUGAAAGAGUCCCAAGAGAUGGCAGGAAAACACAGCUGUUCUCUCCUUGCAGGAGAUGAGGAAGGAGAGGAGGGAUGGGAAUGCAGCACAGCUCUGAUGGCUCCAGGGUCAGGCUCUACUGCAUUCCUGGAAUGGGAAGAGGGAUCCUCCAGAAUGGGUCAGAUUGGAGGGACUGCAGUGGGUCACUGGUGCCACCUCCCUGCUUCAGCAGGGCCAUCCCAGAGCACAAGGGUGCAGGAUUAUGUCCACACAGCUCUGGAAUAUCCCCAGGGAGGAGACUCCACAGCCUCUCUGGUCUCUACUCAGGGCUGGGCACUGCACAGAGAAGUUCUGCUCCUGUGCAAGGGGAAUUCCUGGGAUCAGAUUCUGCCUGUGGCUCUGGUGCAGAGCUUGGGCCCUGUUCUGCCCUUCCCUGCACACAGGGACAAAAGGGCUGAGGGCCCCUCUCAGCUGUGUCUUCUCUUGAGGCUGAGCAGCCCCAGCUCCCUCAGCCUUUCCUGGGCACCCAGAUGCUCCAGGUCGUUCUUCAGCCUCUGCUGACCCCACCCCAGGAGCUCCCUGUCCCUGCUGUGCUGAGGAGCGAGAGCUGGACACAGUACUCCAGAGGUACCUCCCAGGGCUGGGCAGAGUGGCAGGAUCACUGCCUGACCUGCUGGGAAUGCUCUUCCUGAUGGUCUCCAGGAUCCCAUUGGCUCUUUGUACCCAGGUCACUCUGCUGGGCAGGGAUACCUUGUUGUCCCCGGGUCCUUCUCCUCAGAGUUGCUCCAGUAGGUCCUCCCCAGCCUGGGGCAGUUUUUUCUCCCCAGUUGCAGGACCUUCAUUUCCCUGUUCUUUACUUCCAGACAGUUCUUCUCUGCCCAUCAACCUGUUGGGUCCUUAGUUCCCAAUGUUUUCCUUCCAUUUUGCUCUGGCUCAUUCCUCUCUCUCGACAACCCAAUGCAGAGUGCUUAAACCAACACUGGGCCCUGAUUCCUAGCUCCCUGGAGUCAGCACCUCUUCCUGGUGCCACAGAAUUGUUUGCAUUGUUUGCAGAUUUGUAUGAAUGUCUGAGUGACUUCUGUGUGGAAAAAGGGAUUUCAGUGAUUACUGGAUUCCCAGGCAGGGAAUCUUCCGGAGAUAAGAGGAUGAAAUGGUGCCAAACAUCCUGGAAAGGCUUUUUCUGCACAGGGAAUACAAAAGUUCAGCAUUUGUAAGGAAUAUGAAAAGCAUUUCCAUGGGAAGAGAUGAGGUGGAGGCAACUGGAAACUUCCCUUUGGAAAAGGAUGGAAGAGGGUGGCACCUGGAAGACAAUGUCAGUUCAGGGAGUCUCCUGCAUUUCCCACUGCUCAUCCCCAGUUAAAAAUUGCCAUUUAGAGCAGAGGGAACUAUCCAUUUCCAGCAUUCCUGAGUGGACUUUCAAAUCUACCAUUCUGACAACUAAACCUUCAAAAACCUGGAAUUGGGUCAAUUGAGAACUUCUCCGUGAACAGAAUUCCUGCUAUAAAAAUGUUCACUUUUUCUGGUCUGUUAUUACUAUUCCUACUCUUGAACUUUCCUGGAAAAGCAGUUUUCCACUGAGGAAGGUGUCUUAGGGAGUGUCUAUUCUACCACCAUCUGUUAGAGGUGGGGCAGUUACCUUCUGUUCAUUGGGCA